This is a messenger RNA of Culicoides brevitarsis, 965 nucleotides long. RefSeq names its product GILT-like protein 1 (gene GILT1). Gene Ontology annotation, molecular function: oxidoreductase activity, acting on a sulfur group of donors, disulfide as acceptor. NCBI's taxonomy places the organism in Eukaryota, Metazoa, Arthropoda, Insecta, Diptera, Ceratopogonidae. The record is from RefSeq and is a predicted model, not a curated record. Bases 83 to 805 code for a protein of 240 amino acids. The transcript has 2 exons.
UUCUGUUUGUCGUGUCUAUCGGUCGAAUACUACUGUGACUCUCUGUGUUAAUAUAAAAAAUUAUAAAAAAAUUCAAAGCAAGAUGUUCUGGAAGCAACUUCUCGGAUUAGGUUUACUUUUGGUGGCUGUCGAAUGCCAAAAGUUGCCCGUUCAAGUUUACUACGAAUCACUUUGCCCGGAUAGCGCUAAAUUCAUCAACACCCAAUUGGCGCCCAUCGCGAAAGAUCUCUUGCAAUACGUAGAAUUGAUGCUUAUCCCGUACGGCAAAUCGAGUCACAUCACCCAAGGCUCCGACGUUAUCUUCACCUGCCAUCACGGACCCAACGAGUGCUACGGCAACAAAAUCCACGCUUGUGUCGUCGAAAAUGUCAAAACUGACUCGUUCCGCAACGAAACGCAAGACGAACUCGUCCUGAACUACGUUGACUGCUUGAUGAGUUUGUCGCGUCGUGAUGCUGCCUUCCCCAUUGAAAAAUGCGCCAAAUCUGUGCAAUAUAAGAUGUGGGAAAAUAUCGAGGAAUGCGCCAAUUCGACAAUGGGCAGCAAAAUUUUGCAAAAAUUCGGCGAAGAAACGAUGCAAUUCCAAAGUCCCUUGAAGAGUGUCCCGACUGUCGUUUUUGACAAAUCCUAUUCGGAAGAAUUGCAGAACAAGGGUGUUGAAGAUUUCCGCAUGACUUUGUGUGCACAACUCCAUAAGAAGAAUGUUCAUGCCAAGGAAUGUCACGAUCACUCAGCUGCUCCCGCAACAACUUUCAGCAUGGUCUCCAUCGUGUUUACCACACUUUUGGCCAUCUUCUACCAUUAAAAAGAGAGAAAAAAUGAUGAUCUGCGAAAAAUGAGUCCGUCCGUACAAAAAAAAAACUUAAAUUAGAUGCUAAGAAGAAGUUACUGUGCUUAGAAUGUUAACGAAAAAUGUUCUUUUAUUAAGAAAUAAAUAGAUGACGCUCCAUUUGUGACGUAAAAUU